This is a messenger RNA of Metarhizium acridum CQMa 102, 3177 nucleotides long. NCBI's taxonomy places the organism in Eukaryota, Fungi, Ascomycota, Sordariomycetes, Hypocreales, Clavicipitaceae. The record is from RefSeq and is a predicted model, not a curated record.
AUGGAUCGGCCGGAGCCUGGGCUAGUGAAAUGGUCUCCAAAUUCCUCCUUUGACAGCUUUGUUCAUAUCAACUUACAACAUCGCGUCGUGCAACUUUACGAACCCACUGGCCAUGCCAACAAGCGAAAGUUUGACUUUUCCAAGCUCAGUCGACACGAUGACUUCCCUCCUCUUACGACCUACGACUGGUCCCCAGCUGACACUAGCCUCCUGGCGGUCGGCACGAGUUCCGGCAUCAUCAAUCUGUUGAAGAUUGACGACAACUCCAAUGCGUAUGCUGAAAUUGGUCUGAAAAUGGCACGGACAUGCCAGGCGGUUGCUUUCAACACCACUGGUCUCCUUGCCGUUGGUCUUGAUCGUGUUCGAAUGGACCAAAGUCUCCACGUCUGGGAUGUCGGUCGCCUUUCGGCCCAGGAGGUGCCCAAGACGGGGUUUCCAAAUGCAGCAUCCACGUUCGUGGAUUCUUACACCAGAGUUGAGCCAAGUGUUUCUGUGUCAAGUAUCAAGUUCUUUGAGGAUAGCCCGCUCACGCUGGUUGCGGGCAUCAAGGGCCAAGACCCAAGCGGGAACAUCACUUUUCAAACGAAAUGCAACAACAACUUGGCUAUUGACUACGUUGACCAAAAUUUCUUCGCGUCAUCCGCUCUAGAUCACCCUGGCGUCAUGAUUUGGGAUCGUAGAGCCACGUCCCGACCAGUUGCUUCGCAUUCUUACAUGCAGGCUGUGGAAGAAGACGAGCUCCCGUGGGGAGGAGCCUUGCGACUUGAUAAGGUGAUUGAGACUGACUCUGACCCCUUUUUUACUGAAGGCAAACACUCUCUUGUUCGGUCACUUCGAUACUGCCGCGACCGUCGAGGAUUGCUGGCAGCACUGUCACCCACGGGUCAACUAAAGGUUAUGGAAACGAAUAAAGAAAUUAUGUCUACUGGGGUGGCGACACACGAGGGUCCCGAGCUGCUGCGUGUUCAGAGAUCUCACGAGAUGGAUGUCUCGUACAGGGAUAACUCAAGACGAAACGACCGCAUCGUCUCCUUCGAUUGGGUGACUUUGGAUUCACCUGCUUUGAGGCCAAGGUUGUUAGUCCUGAGAGCGAAUGGCGCCUUCGAUAUUCUAGAGCAGCCGUCUCGAACGUCAGACCAUGUCUAUAAGUUGGUUCCAUGGCAAGCCCCCCAUCGGGGUUUGGAGGAAAACUCGCCAUAUCUCGAUCUCAUGAAGUUCGAGCCAGCCCAGACAUCAGAGAUUCUAGGGCCCCUAAUUACCGAGCAAGUCCUGUCGGACGUCCCCAUCUUUGGACCAGAGAAAACUGGCAUCGCGGACCGCAUCAGCGACGCUUUGAAAGAUAGUGUCUCCGUAUCUGCUACUAUUGAGCACGUGGACGAAAUUUCUCGGCCAUUGCCAGAUUCAUUCUUUAAUGCGACCUCCAUUACUCAAAAGUUAAAAAGCAUUCGAGCAUAUGUCCGCGAUGAACAGGCAGACCAGAAGGCAGAAGACGAACAACGGGAACAAGGAAACGGCCCCAAACACCUAGACAACAGACCCAACGAGAUAUCCCUAGCCUCGAACAGCUUGGUGUCCUGUCGUGAGAUUCACGAGGCCCUCUUGGGUACGCUGGCAACUGUGAAGGGCCUUCCUAGGGAAGCUCAAUGCGUGGUUGACCACUCAAUGCUCCUCCGAGCCAAGGAGAAGUAUCUUUUUGAUGCGGCCACAAACCGGACUGUAUUAUCCGAUGACUCCUGGCGGAGAUUUUUAUGGGACUGGGUAGCUGAUGCUGAAAUGGCCGCGGACGACGGAGGUAUGCUCCUUGGGAACAUGGACCUUAGCUAUCUCGGCGUCCAUUCUAUAUGGACAAACGACCUCGGUAUAUCUCUUCAAAACAUGUCUCUCAACAAAGCCAAAAUUCUAAUUCACAUAGGCAAAAACUCCAUGACCCGCCUCGCUCCGGGCGCAACCUCCCCCGAACCUGCUCAGUGGGAACGGGUCAUCGGCCAAUUCUGCAAAAAGCGUCGCCUCCCCAAAUUUGAUGCCGUGCCCACCAAGAAGCCUUUCCAUCGCCAACUCUGCCUUGAAAUCUGUAGCUGGGGCGACCCUCAGCGACACGACCCCAACGGCGUUGACCGCGAAGCAGAUCCCGAGUAUCCCACAGCCAUCCACACCAUGGUGGCUUCCCGCGCACUCUUCCGCGGUGAUACCGAGCAAGCCAUCUCCAUCCUCAAGAAAGCCAGCGCCGUUCACCCCGAACUCCUCUUUGUCUCCCUGUCCCUCCAGCUCCUCGACCGAGGAGGCAAAAGCCUCCCCGAGGAACAUCUCGAACUCGACGACGCCGUGGCCUCCAAAACGGACCCCUACCUCCGUGCCAUCUCGUGUCUCAUCGCAACGGGAGACUGGAGCGCCAUUGCGAACCAGCGCUCCCUCCCGCUCACAGACCGUGCCAUUGUCGCCGUACGAAACUUUGACGAUGGCCAACUCACCAAAUGGCUCGAGCAGAACGUCUCACUCGCCAUAGAGGAGGGCGACAUCGAAGGGAUCGCGCUAACGGGUAUAACGGACAAGCUAGUAGACAUAUUCGCCCGCUAUGUACAGAAAUUCCACGACGUCCAGACAGCCACCCUCGUGCUGUCCAUCGCGUACCCCCGCUACAUAGACGACAUUCGCUGCCGGGCAUGGCGCAACGCUUACAGAGCCCACCUCCAGAGACACAGGCUGUUCUUCCAGCGGACCAAAUUCGAAGUAGAGUCCACCAAGCGGUCCAAACGCGACGGCGUGCCGACUCUGAAGCCGCCAUCGCGCCAAAUCGCCCUGCGAUGCGUCUACUGUGACGCCGAAACGUCCCUUUCGAACCAGGGCGUUGCACCGCCGACGUCCAACCCGACGCUGGAGACGCGAAACCCCCUGCUGGCAACGAGCAUCAAUUCCGGGAUAAGCUGCCCCAACUGUGGGAGGCACCUACCCCGCUGUGUCGUAUGUUUGGAGGUCGUGGGGGUGCCGCGAUCAGAUAAGCCCGAGGAGAAGGAGUCUACACGAAUGGCAGGACGAUUCCCUACGUUUUGUCUGCGCUGCGAACAUGUCCUUCAUCUGGAUCAUGCGAGGCAGUGGUUUGCGAGGCAUGUGGAAUGUCCUGUACCCGAAUGUCGGUGCACAUGUAACUUCAGGGCUAAUCCAGAAUUGAGCUAUCACUAA